AUGAAGCCUUCUAGAAAUUCAAAGAAACGUGCACUUGAAAAAUUAAGCACUAAUACAAAUACUAUAAAAACUCAUGAAAAUCAAGAAAUGGCACCUACGGACGACUUUAAUGAUCCUAUAAUUAAUACUAAUGGUUCACAAAAUGAAAGUGCGAGUAAAAGAGGUUGCAAAAAGAUGGUGAAAAAAACUAAAGCCAUGGAUAAUCACAAUAAUAACACCAAAAAUCAACAGUAUAAAACUACUAAAGGAAUAAAGCAAAUUCAUAAAGAUCAUGAAGAGAGAAAUGUUGCUAUUCCACAAAUACAGACAAUUGAUGAGCUUUUGAAUGAUAUUAAUAGUAGUGCAAAUGAAGAAAACAAUGAUGACGAUGAAGAUGAUAAUGAUAUUACAAAUGACAAUGAUCAUCUGAUGUCAAUUUUAGAAAAAGAAGCUAAUAGUCAAAAUGACAAAGAAAUAGAAACAAUAAUACAAACUUCAAGAUCUCAGUUGGACGCCAAUAGUCAAGAUGAUUCAAGACCAAAUUCAAGAUCUCAAUUGGGCGUCAAUAGUCAAGAUAAUGAUUAUCUUUCUUCAAGACAAAAUUCAAGAUCUCAGUUGGGCGCCAAUAGUCGAGAUGAAUCAAGACCAAAUUCAAGAUCUCAAUUGGGCGUCAAUAGUCAAGAUAAUUCAAGACAAAAUUCAAGAUCUCGACUGAAUUUAAGAUCUCAAUUGGGAGAUAAUAGUCUAGAUGAUGACUAUUUUGUUCUUUCAAGAAGAAGAACCAAUGGUCUUGAUUAUUAUGAUUAUUCAAAUAAAGCACUAUAUCCAAAGCAAAUACGACCAUCACCUUUAGGGCCAAGAUCAAAUACGUUGAACAUUCUCAAUAAUACAUUCAACAAAAGUGCAAAUUAUUCCAAUAUUAAUGAGGAAAUUCCUUCGCCAUUUAAUGAAAUGACUAUUUACCAGCUUUGUUCAUGGUUAUGUAAAAAUCCAAAUGUUUUGCAGCUGGCAAAUAACAUGCAUUUAUCAAUGCAAACUCCAGUUGUAGAAGGGGCACGAUUUAUCUCUUCUAUCUCAGCUGGGUCAUCAAUUACAACGUCAAAUCAAGAGUUUAAGACAAAUGUUUGCCGAGACUUUCUAGAAGAAUUAAAGUGUCUAUUUUUACGUGUUCGAAAUCCGCCAAAAACUAAAGGCAUUGAAUGGCUUCAUACGGCAAAUAGGCACUUUGGUGACUUCCGUAAUAAAUUAGUCAAUAGUGUCGAGAAUUUAGUUGAAAAUUUCAAAGAAAAGAGGACAUUGUCUAUGACAAGUCCAUUACAAAGAGAAGAAAUUAUCUCUUUUGUGGAUGAGACUGUUACGGCUCAUGUGUUAAGUCGGUGGUUAAGUGCCACUAAUGUGGACGAAUUACAUACUCUGGGUUCGAUGUCUUGUUUGUGUAAAUUCAUUCAGAAUGCAUUUGCUGUUAAUUAUUCAGCAAGAGACACGGCAAAGACAAAGACUUUAGAUAAAUUGACAAAAGAUAUUAGAGUACCAUCAAGAAAUGAUACAAAAGAAUAUAUUAUGGUUUUCCAAUAUGCAAAAGGAGGCAAUUUUAAUCAUUGGGUAAAUGGAAACUAUGAAUAUUUUAAUUGGAGAGAUAAAUUAACUGCAUUGCUUAAUAUUAUUAAUGGUCUUAAAGAAAUUCAUCAAAAAAAUAUAGUUCAUCGUGAUUUUCAUACAGGAAAUAUUUUACUUUUAAAUUUGACAGAUGUUUCUAGUAAUUGGAUAACAAUUUCAGACAUGGGAUUAUGUGGAGAGGUUGGUAAUAUAGAUGAAACUAAAAUUUAUGGUGUUAUGCCUUAUGUGGCUCCUGAAGUAUUAAGAAGGAUGUCUUAUACUCAAGAAUCAGAUAUCUAUAGUUUUGGUAUGAUAAUGUAUUUUGUAGCAACUGGAAUACAACCUUUUUAUAAUCGUGCACAUGAUCAUCUUCUUGCAUUAGCUAUUUGUAAAGGAGUUAGACCCGAAAUAAAUGAACCAGAAGCACCAAAAUGUUACAUUGAUUUAAUGAAAAAAUGUUGGGAUUUAUACCCAAAUAAUAGACCAAAGAUUUUUGAAAUACAUGAAUUAAUUGUAUAA
Messenger RNA from Rhizophagus irregularis DAOM 181602=DAOM 197198, 2094 nucleotides. Lineage: Eukaryota; Fungi; Glomeromycota; Glomeromycetes; Glomerales; Glomeraceae. The record is from RefSeq and is a predicted model, not a curated record.